GGAGGUGGGGUCAGGGGUCGGAGGUGAGAGUGGGUGGCGCGGAGUGGAGCGUGCGCGGCGAGUGGCAUGUGUUAGAGGCUGAAGAGUUUGGGCGAUUUUACCUCCAUCCUCCUCGUCCCCGCCGCUCGGUCACCCGCUGAAGACGGACAAGCGCCCGCCCAUCAUGAAGGGUAGCCGGAUUGAGCUUGGAGAUGUUACUCCACAUAACAUCAAACAGCUGAAACGGUUAAACCAAGUCAUCUUCCCUGUCAGUUACAACGACAAAUUCUACAAGGAUGUGCUGGAGGUUGGAGAACUUGCAAAAUUAGCUUAUUUCAACGACAUUGCAGUAGGUGCAGUGUGCUGUAGAGUGGAUCAUUCGCAAAACCAAAAGCGAUUGUACAUCAUGACCCUUGGAUGCCUGGCACCAUACCGCAGGCUAGGAAUAGGAACGAAAAUGCUGAAUCAUGUGUUAAACAUCUGUGAAAAGGAUGGAACUUUUGACAAUAUUUAUCUGCACGUUCAAAUCAGCAAUGAAUCAGCUAUUGAAUUCUACAGAAAAUUUGGCUUUGGAAUAAUAGAAACUAAAAAGAACUACUACAAGAGGAUAGAGCCAGCUGAUGCACAUGUUUUGCAGAAAACCCUCAAAUACAUUUCUCCUUGCCAGAGUGUGGAAAAUCAGAAGUGAAAUUGUGGCUGAGCUUGCACGUUUGUUGCCAAAAAAAAGUCUGUACAGACGGUUGGGGGGCGAGCGUCAAGAGGAACCUGUUCUCUACAACGCGUUGUGGCAAUAUUCUUACCACGUUAACCUGAAACCACUCAAAAUUAUUCUCGCAUAAAGCAUUCUGUAUCUUCACCAGUUAGAAUUAAUGUAUCUGAAACAAGCAACCCAUCUGCCAGAACUGUAAUCAAAGCAUGGGGUUUGGGCAUGUUUUUAUUACUUUACCAGGUUCUAAAUGGGAUUAUUUUUGUUUUGUUUUCCAAUUCAAACGUGCAAAGAAGUGAUCUGAUUUUGUAUUUUAAAAAAAUUCAGACCUAUUCGUGCAUAGUUCAUUUUUUCCAUAAAAGUUGAAUUAGUACUUUAAAGAACUAAUUGUCCUACAAACUUAUUUGUGCCUAUUGGAGUUAUAUCUCCCACUUUUCAUUUCAUGGAAUAAAUAUUUCAAUUUUAACGGUGA
Molecule: messenger RNA, 1157 nt
Organism: Carcharodon carcharias (great white shark)
Lineage: Eukaryota; Metazoa; Chordata; Chondrichthyes; Lamniformes; Lamnidae
Gene: naa50
Product: N-alpha-acetyltransferase 50, NatE catalytic subunit
Exons: 5
Coding region: 164-667 (167 amino acids)
Biological process (GO): mitotic sister chromatid cohesion
Cellular component (GO): NatA complex
Molecular function (GO): acyltransferase activity, transferring groups other than amino-acyl groups
Source: RefSeq, a predicted model, not a curated record